Plasmodium cynomolgi strain B is the source of this 1116-nucleotide messenger RNA. RefSeq lists its product as hypothetical. Lineage: Eukaryota; Apicomplexa; Aconoidasida; Haemosporida; Plasmodiidae. The annotation marks the transcript as partial. The transcript has a single exon. The record is from RefSeq and is a predicted model, not a curated record.
GUUGGAGAGAAAAACAAAAUGCCGGAAAAAGUCCCAAAUUUCGAAAAUGCAAAAAUUGAAAAGCUGUCAGCUGGCUGUAACCACGCAGCUUUCAUAGUCGACGGGAAAAUAUUCACCUACGGUUUGAACGACAAAGGCCAGCUAGGAAGAUCGAUAGAAGAAGAAAAUGACCAAAAUAAAAAUUAUACGUUAACACCAAAGGAAGUAAUAACGGAGGGAAAUGUAAAAUUCAAAGACGUAUGUUGUGGUUUUAAACACACAGUGGCAGUGGAUGUGAAUAAUAACUUAUAUAGUUGGGGAUGGGGAGGGAAUUUUUUUAAAGGAGCAAACGGACUAGGGCAUGGAAACAAGCAAAAUUUAAGUACCCCAAAAAAAGUGGAAUCUUUCAAAAGUGAUGAUUCUGAGUUUGUAAAUAUCUGUUGUGGUGACCAACACAGUUUAGUGUUAACAAAAAAUGGGAAGGUGUACGGAUGUGGACGAGGUGAGUUUGGUAGAUUAGGUAAAGGAAACCACGGAGAUCAAUUAUUUUUUGAAGAAAUCGAUUUUUUUAUUAGUAACAAUAUCACCGUUAAGGGAAUUUCUUGUGGUCAUAGUUUUUCUGCAGCAUUGUCAACUGAUGGGGAGGUCUACGUUUGGGGAAGGAAUGACUAUGGGCAAUUGGGCAUAGAAAAUAGCAUCGGAGAUUUAUACUCCCAUGAGGUAUAUCCAAACAAGGUGAAAUAUUUCGACAUGGAAAAUAUUAAGAUCAAAUUUAUUGCUUGUGGUGACAACCAUAUGAUUGCUUGCUCAGAAAAUAAUGUCAUUUUUUUUUGGGGAUCCAGGGCAUGGCUGGAACCUAAAGCCAUAACCCUAAGUCCCCUCUACCAAAAUAGCAUAAUUAAAAAAAAUAUCGACAAAAUACAGGCAGGUGGAAAUACCUACUAUUAUUCUAUGCUUAUUUCUGACAAUAAAUUGUAUUCUUGGGGAAAAUAUAACUCCUCUUGUUUGGCGCUAAGUGAUAAAAAAAACCAUAACGAACCUACGCUCGUUGACUCGAAAUUGUUUAAUGACGAAAUCGUUUGUGACAUUUCUUGUGGUCGGGGAAGGGUCCUCGCCAAGACGUUGGCCGUGGAUUGA